ACUGUGUUUCUGACGGAGUCUGAUGGAGAGCAAGUUUCUGUCAUUGUGGUAAAAUGUGUAAAGUCCAGAUGCUGAGAGCGUUGGUGAAGCAGCGACUAACUGCGGCUGCUGAAGAGAUAUGUGGGCUGUUUGAAAGAACGAUAGCAGAGUACGAGGAGGAACUCUCUCGAUCAAAAGAGGAGAACGAGCGACAACAGAAACUACUGGACGCUGUUUUACACCCUCAGCUUCAGUUACACAGAGCAGAUGUCCAGCAGCUGUUGGUGAGGAAAGAAGAGGUUCCCCCUGAGCAGCAGGAGUGGAGCUCCAGUCUGGACCAGGAGGACCCAGAGCCCCCACACAUUAAAGAGGAACAGGAGGAACUCUGGACCAGUCAGGAGGGAGAGCAGCUUCAAUGGCUGGAGGAGGCUGAUAUCAAGUUCACAUUCACUCCUGUCUCUGUGAAGAGUGAAGAAGAUGAUGAAGAGAAACCUCAGUCCUCACAUCUUCAUGAAAGACAGACUGAACAGAUGGAAACAGAAGCUGAUGGAGAGGACUGUGGAAGACCAGAACAAGCCAGGAACUCUGAUCCAGAUACACAUUUACAGCCAGAUACAAAUGACAAGACUGGAGACUGUUCUGAACCUGAGACUGAAAACAGUGAUGACUGGAAGGAGACCAGAGAACCUCAGUCAGGUUUAAACUAUUUGAAAAAUGAUGAAGUUCCUGUCAGUGAUUUGAGAUGUAGUGCUGGUGAGAAACCAUUUAACCGCUCUGAGAGUGGACAUCUGAAUAGACACAUACAAUCUUGCACAGAAGAAAAACCUUACAGCUGCUCAGUGUGUGGGAAAGGUUUCAUUGGACGUGGAACUCUUAAUAAACACAUGAGAACUCAUACAGGAGAAAAACCUUUCAAUUGCUCAGUUUGUGAUAAAAGAUUUUUGCGCAAGGCAGAUGUCAAAAUACACAUGAGAACUCAUACAGGAGAGAAACCUUUCAGCUGCUCAGUUUGUCCGAAAUCUUUUACACAGAGUGGAAGUUUACAGAAACACAUGAUAACUCACACCGAAGAGAAACCUUUCAGCUGCUCAGUGUGUGGUAAAGGUUUCACUCAAAAUGGAGUUCUUAAGAGACACAUGACAACUCAUACAGGAGAGAAACCUUUCAGCUGCUCAGUGUGUGGUAAAGGUUUCUUUAAAAGUGGAGAUCUGAAGAAACACGUGAGAACUCAUACAGGAGAGAGACCUUUCAGCUGCUCAGUUUGUACGAAAUCUUUUACACAGAGUGGAAGUUUACAGACACACAUGAUAACUCAUACAGGAGAGAAACCUUUCAGCUGCUCAGUCUGUAAGAACUCUUUUGCACAGAAAGUACAUUUACAGAGACACAUAAGAAUCUACCCAGAACACAAACCUUUCAUAUGCUCAGUUGGUGAUAAACGAUUUGCGCACAAGGCAGUUCUGACGGAACACAUGAUAACUCAUACUGGAGAAUACCCCCUUUAGUUCUGUUUCUGAUAAAGGUUUUAAACCAAAUGUAAAUCCAACAUAGCACAUGCACGUCACAGAGGGGAGGAACCAUUUCGUUGCACAGAUAAAAACUAUUACACACUACAUGGCAGUCCACACAGGGGAGAAAUUCAGACUUUCUUCUGGCCUCUUGUUAUGUGGAAAUAAAUGACGCUGCAGAGAUGCUUGCUAAGCCAUCCCUUCAAGCAGGAUUGAAGAACUGAGGGCAAGACUUGGUUCAACAGUAAUCAGCUAAAACCUGUCAGACUUGAGGCUAAUACAGUCUCCAAAGUAAAAGAAAAGUAUUUGCAGCUAAGUUGAAGCUACGCGACCAUUUUAAUUAUUUUUUUAUUUGUCUCUACGGUAUUUUGUUGUUUUCUGGGCACUGGGCUUUUUGGUCUUACAUGUAUUCAUUGAUUAAAUGUUUAAUAAUAUUAAUAAUAAUAAUAAGUAAAUCUUGUUUUACAUCGUCUAGAAGUAUUUCAGGUCCCCUGGGGCAGCUUUGGCUCAGUCGAAGUGUCCUUGAGCAAGACACUAAAUUGCUCCCGAAGGCUGUGCCAUCGGUGUGUGAAUGAGUAUUUAGAUUAGAUCCUGAUGGUCAGGUUGGCACCUUGCAUGGCAGCCUCUGCCAUCAGUGUAUGAAUGUGUGUGUGAAUGGGUGAAUGUUGACAUGUAGUGUAAAGCGCUUUGAGUGGUCGGAAGACAAGUCCAUUUAUCAUCUGACAUCAUCUGAUACAUCUCAACAUCACUGGAAUUUCAUACAGGAGUGAAGAACAAAUUCAAAGUUCUAUAUUUUAUUUGUAUUCCGAUUCAUCAUCCAAUUAAAAAUCUGUGUUAAUUGUACGUCUGAACAACAAAGGGACCACAACAACUUUCUUUUCAUGAUCUGUUAUUUUCCCCAUUACCUUGUAUUAUGGAUAGCCUCCAAUUAAAGUCAGAGAGAGUUUGAGAGUC
Messenger RNA from Sebastes umbrosus (honeycomb rockfish), 2441 nucleotides. RefSeq names its product gastrula zinc finger protein XlCGF57.1-like. NCBI's taxonomy places the organism in Eukaryota, Metazoa, Chordata, Actinopteri, Perciformes, Sebastidae. The record is from RefSeq and is a predicted model, not a curated record. Bases 54 to 1484 code for a protein of 476 amino acids. Gene Ontology annotation, biological process: regulation of cytokine production; negative regulation of transcription by RNA polymerase II; regulation of immune system process. The transcript is spliced from 2 exons.